AUGUCCGGCAAUCCUGGGCCGUCACGGCGUACUGUACCUAUGGAUGACGAAAGGAAAUCCAAGCGACUUCUUGAGGCGCUCACUAAAGCCGGUGCUACUCGGGCAAACAAAAAGGUACAGAUGUUUGAUAUUGUUCCGUUGCUUUACACAAAAGUUUAUGCGAACGCAAAUGCACCUGGAGUCAGUCAGAGGUAUGAUUAUCAAAAACCGCAGGUGAUGCAACCAUUUAGCACAUCAAUAUGUGUGGAUGAAGCCUCAUCAUCAACCUCGUCGCAAUUGGCCGAAGUGGAACUUAUCAAAUGUCACCCCCUGAUGCCAGUGCUUGAGUUACUGUGUGAAAAAUGUGGCGAUGCUACACAUACAAUGCAUCCAAGAGCGUUUCAAAUGAAUGACGUAUGUCAGGUGGGCAUGUUCAUGAUUUGCUACGCUUACCCCUAUUAUCAAUGGGAAUGUUAUUUUGUGUGCGUGUAUGAGCGAGAAAAUAUCACGUCGAACAACGAGGUUGGCUUGUUGUCUACCGUAUUGUUAUGA
Molecule: messenger RNA, 531 nt
Organism: Strongylus vulgaris
Lineage: Eukaryota; Metazoa; Nematoda; Chromadorea; Rhabditida; Strongylidae
Source: the annotation of a GenBank genome assembly